Molecule: messenger RNA, 348 nt
Organism: Podarcis lilfordi (Lilford's wall lizard)
Lineage: Eukaryota; Metazoa; Chordata; Lepidosauria; Squamata; Lacertidae
Source: the annotation of a GenBank genome assembly
AUGAGUCCAGCACUGGAUUGCAUGAAAAAGUCCAAUAUUCUAACAGUUCUAAUUACUGGGAUCUACCUCAGGGUGGGGAUGGUUGUCUUUUGUGGAAGUCUAUGGGAAGGAAGGAACUCAAAUGUUCCCAUGACUCAUGAUGAUGUUGCUCAACAUGCAUGGGUUUUGGAAAGAAUCAGCAGUUCCAGGUUAAGGUUAACCCUGGGUCUUGUGAGCAUGGCAAGGGGAAAACAUUGUCAGACAGGGACUGGUGAAAGGGAAAUACUUGACACUUCUCAUUCGCCUAGACUUUCUGGCAAGGUCACUGCUCUUGUCGUCCAGAUAGUUUUGGUGGAAGGGAGAUCUUGA